This is a messenger RNA of Sus scrofa (pig), 11038 nucleotides long. The record is from RefSeq and is a predicted model, not a curated record. Lineage: Eukaryota; Metazoa; Chordata; Mammalia; Artiodactyla; Suidae.
UCAUUCUGUUUUUUUGUUCAAUAAAAACUUAGCAUGUGUGCUAGGCUCAGGGUAGAUAUGGGGGGGGCGGGGAUACCAUUCAAAGCAUUACAGAUGCUGUGUCUGUCUUCAAUUGGGUUUGCAUUCCACUGGCAACACUCAGUGUGUCUCCUAUUUGGAACUCUUACCACUUGCUAGCCUUCCAGAUAUUUCCCCUCACUUUGUCUUCCUUCUCAGAGAGUUCUGCCCACAGUCCACGAUUGACAGCCUCAUUUCCUGGUUGAGUGCUUUAUGUGAACAUGAAAAUUCAUAGCAGCCUUAAGGGAGGAAAUGAAGCCGAUGUGGUUGGUGGGCAAGGGACAGCCAUCACUGUCUUGUCUCUCUCCAGAAUGAAAGCUACCCUCUGGAGAAAUCAGCUGGACAUGGGGUAUAUAACCUGGCUGUUUCCAACACUAAAAGGGGCCUUCUCUCCAUUGUGUUAUGUGUUUUCUUCUUUUUCAUCAUCAUUAGCUUCUUUAUUCUCUUCCUCCCACCAAACACACUUGUUGAACAUACAUGAGGGGUCAGGCCCUGUACCAAGUACUUUUUGCGCAUUAUCACAUUUUUUCCUCACAGAACUCCAGAGGGAGCUACUGUUAUCAUCCCAUUUAGUUGAUGAGGCAAACAAGGCUUAGAAAAGAAGUCACCUAUUUAACAUUCCCGUGGCUAGCAUGUGUCCAAGUUGCCUGGUCCAGAGCUUGAUGAGCUUUACCAUUAAAUAGUCCCGCACCUUUCUUCUUCCUGCUUUUCAAGUUUUAGGGAAAAGAAGUCUAAAAGAAGCUGCAGUUAUUUUAAAGGCAAUGCAGUGAUUCAAGGUCUGCCGCGUCCAGCGCUGCAGGGCAACUGGGAAUCCUGGAAGAGGGACAGCACAGUAUAACAAAAUACACAAGACUCGUACAUUUAGAAAAUUGGGGACCAGGAGGCACUUGUGUUCUGCAGAACAAAGGCCCCAGGCUGUAGCCCACAUGACUUUUAUUUGGGAAGAUGACGUAGGUUAAUGAGCAAAAUCAAGUGCAGGUAAUGAUAAAGCUAUCUUUUAGUGGUUGUGCUUUCGCACGUGCACCAAAUUUGUUUACUGCAUCGUUCAGCAGUUUCAGUGAUCUCCAACAAAAGUCCACUUGCUUUGACUGUGUCAUGUCUCUUUUCUGGUUUCUUGCUUCACUUUCAGAAUAUAAUGCAUUUGGAAAAAACAGAGGCCCGGCCUUUGGACUUUUUUCCCUCUUCCUUCACUGCUUUAAGUGGGAAGGUGUUUGUGGAUCAGAGGGGAGUUUGAUGGUUUAUAUGGUGCCCCUCACUGUUUGUGGGGGUUGUCUCUGAAGAAUGUAGCGAGGGAUGUGGGAGAUGAGAGGAAAGCUAAAGGAUCUCCAGGCAGGUUGUAUUCUGAUUAUGUGAAAAUAGAUGCAUAUUUACAGAGAAGACUCUGAAGCUUAACUCUUUGGCCGUCUCCUUAGAGUAUCCUCUUAGCUCUGAAGCACCCCUGGUUCUAGUGAAAUGAAUAAAUUUUCUCUCUCCCUUCUUCCUUUUCCUAUCCUUUCUUCCUCCCUCAAAUAUAUUUAGAACACCUGCCAUAAAGCAUUGUUCUUGACACUGAGAGCAAUGAAAAGAAACAGAUGAAAACUGUUGCCCAGAUGAAUGCUUAUUCCAGUGGGAUAAAACGGAAACCUCAGGAGAGCAGGAAUCCACAGCACAUGGUUUUCCUGUGGACUACAGUUACAUUGUGGGUAUUUGUUAGGUAGUAAUUAUGUGUAUUAAUCUGGGGGAGAGAAAAUUUGCAAAUGUUUUAUUUCUUUUGCUUUCUUUGGUGCCACCCUUUUCAUUAAUUUUUAAAGGAAAACCACUGAAUUCGUUCUGACUCUCACUUAGGUAAAUGUUUCCAAUUCAUUUAAGGCUUAUCAGCUUUUGUGUUUUGGCCCACUACAGAUGGGCUGGUGGUUCUGUUUAAAAGAUAGGCCGUUAGUACUUAUAUAGAAAUUUAAUCCAGGUUUAGGAGUGUCAACAGAUGCCUCAUGAAAUCUUACAGCGAUUAAGAAAAAAACCAAUUUCUUUGUUGGGUUUGAGAGGGGUGUGGCCUCAAUUUAGAAGCAUAGUCAUGGGUUAUUACCAUUUCAGUGCUUAUGCCUUUUAGAAAAAUUAAAAGCAGGAAGUAAACCUUGCCUGCUGCAAAGAUCUGAGAUUUAGGAUGGAUGGGUCUAAUUUUGUUUUGCAUUUAUAUUUAACGGCCAGGGUUCCCUUCCUGUGGGCGGGUGCACAUCCAGCUGAUUGCCUACGGAGGAGGAGAUCCUGGGGGCAGGAAGGAGGUCAUGCCCAACCUCUCUCCAGCAGGAAGCUCCACAGAGGGACCCGGUGCGCUGGCCGCGGGGCUAUGCGUUGACGGAAGGCUACGUGGGAUCCCUUCACGACAACAGACAGGGCAGCUCAGCGCAGGUCCGUAGGCGCAAGGCUUCCGGAGACCCGUACUGGGCCUACUCGGGUGCCUAUGGUCCUGAGCACUGGGUCACAUCUAGCGUCAGCUGUGGGGGCCGUCACCAGUCGCCUAUAGACAUUUUAGACCAGCAUGCACGUGUUGGUGAAGAGUACCAGGAGCUACAACUUGAUGGCUUUGACGUUGAGUCUUCUAACAAGACCUGGAUGAAAAACACAGGGAAAACAGUUGCCAUCCUUCUGAAAGACGACUAUUUUGUCAGCGGCGCUGGCCUGCCUGGCAGAUUCAAGGCCGAGAAGGUGGAAUUUCACUGGGGCCACAGCAAUGGCUCUGCGGGCUCUGAACACAGCAUCAAUGGCAGGAGGUUUCCCGUGGAGAUGCAGAUUUUCUUUUACAAUCCAGAUGACUUUGACAGCUUUCAAACUGCAAUUUCUGAGAACAGAGAAAUCGGAGCCAUGGCCAUAUUUUUUCAAGUCAGUCCAAGGGACAAUUCUGCGCUGGAUCCUAUUAUCCAUGGGUUGAAGGGCGUCGUACAUCACGAGAAGGAGACCUUUCUGGAUCCCUUUGUCCUCCGGGACCUCCUGCCUUCAUCCCUCAGCAGCUAUUACCGGUACACAGGCUCUUUGACUACCCCACCGUGUAGUGAAAUCGUGGAGUGGAUAGUCUUCCGGAGGCCUGUCCCCAUCUCUUACCAUCAGCUCGAGGCUUUUUAUUCCAUCUUCACCACAGAGCAGCAAGACCACGUCAAGUCAGUGGAGUAUCUGAGAAAUAACUUCCGGCCACAGCAGGGCCUGUACGACAGGGUGGUGUCCAAGUCUGCUGUCCACGAUGCCUGGAACCACGACAUGACAGAUUUCUUAGAAAACCCACUGGGAACAGAAGCGUCUAAAGUCUGCAGCUCUCCGCCCAUCCACAUGAAGGUGCAGCCCCUGAACCAGACAGCGCUGCAGGUGUCCUGGAGUAAACCGGAGACCAUCUACCACCCGCCCAUCAUGAACUACAUCAUCUCCUACAGUUGGACCAAGAACGAGGAUGAGAAGGAGAAGACGUUCACAAAGGACAGCGACAAGGACUUGAAAGCCACCAUUAGCCACGUCUCACCCGACAGUCUCUACCUGUUCCGUGUCCAGGCCGUGUGUCGGAAUGACAUGAGGAGUGACUUCAGCCAGACCAUGCUCUUCCAAGCUAAUACGACUCGAAUAUUCCAAGGGACCAGAAUUGUCAAAACAGGAGUGCCCACAGCAUCUCCUGCCUCUUCAGCCGACAUGGCCCCCAUCAGCUCGGGGUCUUCUACCUGGACAUCCUCUGGCAUCCCCUUCUCAUUUGUUUCCAUGGCAACUGGGAUGGGCCCGUCAUCCAGCGGCAGCCAGGCAACCGUGGCCUCCGUGGUCACCAGCACGCUCCUCGCCGGCCUGGGCUUCAGUGGUGGCGGCAUCUCCUCCUUCCCCAGCACCGUGUGGCCCACGCGGCUGCCCACAGCCGCCUCGGCCAGCAAACAGGCCGUCCGGCCCGUCCUGGCUACGACCGAAGCCCUGGCUGCUCCGAGCCCCGAUGGCGAUGCGGCGCCAACCAAGGACAGCGAGGGUGCUGAAGAGGGGGAGAAGGAUGAGAAAAGUGAGAGUGAGGACGGCGAGCGGGAGCAUGAGGAGGAGGGCGAGAAGGACUCCGAGAAGAAGGAGAGGAGUGGGGUGACCCACGCCGCCCGCGCACGCAACCCCACCGAGCCCACCCCUGCGCCCUCGGCUCCCGGUACCGCAGCCCAGGAGGGUGGGCAUCAGACUAUAGCUGGGCGCCAGCGGGACCACGCUGCCUCCCCCACCGCCCGGCCCGAGGAGGCCCAGGACCCCCGCCCGGUCACCUCCACCCAAGUGCCCCCCACAGUCACAGAGGAGCAUGAAGAAAAGAGUGAUCCCAAGAAGCCAAUCACGCCGUCUAAGAAGCCUGUGUACCGAGGGGACCGAUUUUCGGAGGAUAGCAAGUUUAUCACUGUUAAUCCAGCAGAGAAGAACACCUCUGGAAUGAUGAGCCGCUCCUCUCCAGGGAGGAUGGAGUGGAUCAUCCCUCUGAUUGUGGUAUCAGCCUUGACCUUUGUGUGCCUCAUCCUUCUCAUUGCUGUGCUCGUUUACUGGAGAGGGUGUAACAAAAUAAAGUCCAAGGGCUUUCCCAGACGUUUCCGUGAAGUGCCUUCUUCUGGGGAGAGAGGAGAGAAGGGGAGCAGAAAAUGUUUUCAGACAGCUCAUUUCUAUGUGGAAGAUAGCAGUUCACCUCGGGUGGUCCCCAAUGAAAGUAUUCCUAUCAUUCCUAUUCCGGAUGACAUGGAAGCCAUUCCUGUCAAACAGUUUGUUAAACACAUUGGUGAGCUCUAUUCUAAUAACCAGCAUGGCUUCUCCGAGGAUUUUGAGGAAGUCCAGCGCUGUACGGCUGACAUGAACAUCACUGCAGAACAUUCCAAUCAUCCAGAUAACAAGCACAAAAACAGAUACAUCAACAUUUUAGCAUAUGAUCACAGUAGGGUGAAGUUAAGACCUUUACCAGGAAAAGACUCUAAGCACAGCGACUACAUUAAUGCAAACUAUGUCGAUGGUUACAACAAAGCAAAGGCCUACAUUGCCACCCAGGGACCUUUAAAGUCUACAUUUGAAGAUUUCUGGAGGAUGAUUUGGGAGCAGAACACUGGAAUCAUUGUCAUGAUUACGAACCUUGUGGAAAAAGGAAGACGAAAGUGUGAUCAGUAUUGGCCAACAGAGAACAGUGAGGAGUACGGAAACAUUAUCGUCACACUGAAGAGCACAAAAGUUCACGCCUGCUAUACUAUUCGUCGUUUUUCAGUCAGAAAUACAAAAGUGAAGAAGGGCCAGAAGGGAAACCCCAAGGGACGUCAGAACGAAAGGAUGGUGAUCCAGUAUCACUACACGCAGUGGCCAGACAUGGGAGUUCCUGAGUAUGCCCUCCCGGUCCUGACCUUCGUCAGGAGGUCCUCAGCAGCCCGGACGCCAGAAAUGGGCCCUGUGUUGGUGCACUGCAGCGCUGGUGUGGGCAGGACAGGCACCUACAUUGUGAUAGACAGCAUGCUGCAACAGAUAAAAGACAAAAGCACAGUUAAUGUCCUGGGAUUCCUGAAGCAUAUCAGGACACAGCGCAACUACCUCGUCCAGACUGAGGAGCAGUACAUUUUCAUCCAUGAUGCCUUAUUGGAAGCCAUUCUUGGAAAGGAGACCGAAGUAUCUUCAAAUCAGCUGCAUAGCUAUGUUAACAGCAUUCUCAUACCAGGAGUGGGAGGCAAGACACGACUGGAGAAACAGUUCAAGUUGGUCACACAAUGCAAUGCAAAAUACGUGGAGUGCUUUAGUGCCCAGAAAGAGUGUAACAAAGAAAAGAACAGAAACUCUUCAGUCGUGCCAUCUGAGCGUGCUCGAGUGGGUCUUGCCCCGUUGCCUGGAAUGAAAGGAACAGACUACAUUAACGCUUCUUACAUCAUGGGCUAUUAUAGGAGCAAUGAAUUUAUUAUAACCCAGCACCCUCUGCCACACACUACGAAAGACUUCUGGCGAAUGAUUUGGGAUCACAAUGCACAGAUUAUUGUCAUGCUGCCAGACAACCAGAGCUUGGCUGAAGAUGAAUUUGUGUACUGGCCAAGUCGAGAAGAAUCCAUGAACUGUGAGGCCUUUACCGUCACCCUUAUCAGCAAAGACAGACUGUGCCUCUCUAAUGAAGAACAAAUUAUCAUCCAUGACUUUAUCCUUGAAGCUACACAGGAUGACUAUGUCCUAGAAGUUCGGCAUUUCCAGUGUCCCAAAUGGCCCAACCCAGAUGCCCCCAUAAGCAGUACUUUUGAACUGAUCAAUGUCAUCAAGGAAGAGGCCUUAACAAGGGAUGGCCCCACCAUUGUUCAUGAUGAAUACGGCGCAGUUUCUGCAGGAAUGUUGUGUGCCCUUACCACCUUGUCCCAGCAACUGGAGAACGAAAAUGCUGUGGAUGUUUUCCAGGUUGCAAAAAUGAUCAAUCUUAUGAGGCCUGGAGUAUUCACAGACAUUGAACAAUACCAGUUUGUCUAUAAAGCAAUGCUCAGCUUGGUCAGCACUAAAGAAAAUGGAAAUGGUCCCAUGACAGUGGACAAAAAUGGUGCUGUUCUCAUUGCAGAUGAAUCAGACCCUGCCGAGAGCAUGGAAUCUCUAGUGUGAUGGGAAUCCAGAAAGGGCACUUACUUUGUAAAACUUCUGAAGACUGAGGACUUUUUUGAGGCCUUUUUUGCCAGACUCUAGGUUAUACAAUAACCCAGUUACUUUUUUACACUGAUAAAAGUUUUGAUAUUUAUUUUUUGCCAUUUUAUGUCUUAAUGGUAUCCUACUGAGCAUUUGCACCUCUGUUCAUUUCACACAGUGAAACGCAACUUUACCUAGUUUGCACUAUCGGAUCAGUGUUACUGCCUAUAAUCUAAUACUAAAGCAAACCCUGAGGUGACAUUCCAUGACAACACACAUGCUACUUUUUAAUUCAGUACAGUGAAGGUCUUUGUUUUGACAGUGAAUCUUGAUUUCUUUUAAUUAUUAUUAUUAUUGCUAAAGCAGUUGCAGUCUACUAGCAGGCAAUGCUGUACUUUUCCUAUCUCCUCUCCUGUUUUUUUAAGGCACUGUUCAAUACUGUAUGCCUUCUGUAUUCUAGUGGAGUGGAUGAGCACUGUUUCCUUUUAAAGAACAGCAGGUUUGGGGGAGCUACUAAGAAGGUCUGUCAAGCUCAUGGCCUUGAAAGAGUUCCAUUUAUGAUGGUGAAGAUAUCCAUUAAGGAAUUAGAAAGUUUAAGAGUUACUUCAUGUGAACAUCACUUAUUAGUUACCAAGUUAUAUUCAUAGCUUAAAAAAAUGCCCAAUUGUGUCCAAAUAAAGGAUAUCUCUGUAUGACAGUUUUCACGGUAGCUCUGUGGACAGUGUGUGUUAUUUCCAUUUUGACUCUCUGCAACAGAUAGACCCCAAAAAUCAGGGCCAUCUUUUGCAAGGGAGAGAUGGCGAUAUUUUACUGAACUCACUUUCAAAACCCUUGAGUGAAUCUCUAUCCGUGCUUCAUGAUUUAUAAUACCAUACCUCACAGCAGGUGGAAAAAUGAAAAUCUUUGCAAGUGUGUAAUUUUGAAACUACACUUCUGAGCAAUUGCUAUUGAACUUUGAGCAAUUGCUAAUUGCCCAUCUUGCCUCUAAAAUAUUCCUGUUACUCCUAUAGAAAUCUACUCUACUACCUAUAUAGUUAACAUUCUUUUCUUUCUUUUUUGCCAAAUAUUUCAUGAUAAAUCUCCUAAUUACAAAGAUUCUUCUAUUUAGGAUUAAACUGAAAAUAUUGUGUUAGCAAAAGUCCUGGGACUCUCUAGAUGCCCACACAUGGAUAAAUCUGAUUUGGAGAGAGAAAACGAGAAUCUUAAGUAAAAGGUGUGACAUUUUCAAAUAGUUUUUAGAAGCAGAAGACAGCUUUCUGUUACGUCCUUUAGCUGCCAGAGCAGAUACACUUCAGUAAAAGAGGCUGCUCAUUGUAACACAGAGCCCAGGGAAAUUAUUUCUUGGAGCCCUAUUCACCCUGCAGUACAUGACGAGAAGAUGAAGAGCAUCAACAAAGAAUUUCAGUUCAGCUAGUUAGAAAAAUAAGCUACUUACUGAGAUCUGUUUCUUCUACUGCGUAUUUGCUUUUGAUGGACAACUUCGUUCAGAAGUGAAACCAUCACCAGAACUCGGCCUGUUAAGAAGAAAAGGGUUUGGGUUAUUUUUUUAAAUGUAAAUAAACUUCUACAAAAAAGUCUACCCUGGCUACUAUCAUCCUAUCUGGAUAGGCCUGGAAACUUUCAUGAUAAUCAGCACUGACAUUCUGCUAAUCUUGAGUUGGCUUUCUGUGAAGUUGGUCAAAGUGGAGCUGAAGGAACAAAGCUGUUAGGAGAGAGGGGCUACAGGCCCCACCCAGGGUUCUAAAGCAUAGUUCAACGGAGCUACGUAACAUGCCAGGGUUCAUCUCACCUUCUCAUCACAUAGAUUCAGCCACACAGAAAGGUCCACUAUUCACAAACUGUGCAAACUACGUUGAGAAAAGAUGUACAAGUGGCCAAGUUUCCUAAUUUGUAUGUGCUAGGGGACACUUGACACCUCUGCCUCCCCUCUGUUGCCAUCAGAGGUGACACAAGGAAGCUCUGCCUAACACUUAAGAAAAAAAAACUUUAACACAGGAAUACUACAACUGCUGGAUGGUGAAAGAAAUCAUGAAGGGAAAGGUUUCACAUCAUAGCAAGGAGUAGAUCCUUUUAGCCAAUUAAGUAGGUUAGUUUAGUUGUAUAGAGUAUUGAUAUGAGUUAGCUCUUCUCAGUAGAGGGCACAGUGGACUUGACUUCCAGAAGUAACAUUUGAGGUGGGGUUCAUGGUCCCUCCAUAAUUUUUUCUUAACAAAAGUAAACACUGGUUACAAGACACGUGGCAAGUAUUCCCUUCUGUGCUGUUAUAGAGGACUCAGGUCAUGAAAAUGUAUACCCUCCAAUUCUGUAACCAGCUCUUACAUCAGUAUCAGAAUCAUUAUAAAAUAGAGGGAGAGCUAGUAAACACAUGGAAAUAUUACAGGGGUGGCUCAGCAGUUCUCUGGGAGCAAUGGUGUGUCUAUAGCAGGCUGGAACCAAAGUCUUCAAAAUCAUGACCCAAUGAAAUUUGAGCAAUUGCUAUUUGCCCAUCUUGCCAAAGUGGUGCAAACACACUUCACAGAAGAUAGUUAUAUUUAGCAGUUCCUCACUUUCACCACACAGUGUAUCCUUACUAUUAUUCUUCAUUUUUUAUUGCAUUUUUCCAGAGGCCAAGAGUUUCAGAGGUAGUGUUUUCUUUUGAGAUGUAAGCACAUUGCUUAACUACAUAACAAGGCUAUUAACCACUUGUACUCAGGAGGAAAGGAAAUAGCUAUUGCAAAUCAAUGUGUCCUAUUUUAUAAAAAUAAGCUUUGGGGGUAUAUGAAUUUAGCUUUAGGUAAGCAGAAUGCACACAUCACUCAAAACCGAAUUUCGAAAAUCAGAACCAGUGGCCAUGCUGUACAUCAGAAGAAACACACCUUAUUUGCCAUCAAGAGAACACGUUCUUGCAUCCAAAAGCCACAAUUUCGUCUUUUAUAUUAAAGAAAAAAGUUAACUUCUGAAAAUUCGAGAUGAUUAGGAUUAAGUGAAUAGGUUUUCCUAAUUUUUAUGUGUGGCACUUUUAGAGUCUAUUUCAAGUUGUCAAGUCCAGCAAAGUCAGAGAAGUUUAUGAUAUUUAAGGUCUAGCUGUCAGAGUUUUUAGCCCAGAGUGACAUACUGAAACCAACAAAUAACCUUAAUUAUUUUAUAAUGACACAGCACAACUGCCUUGUUAUGAAUUUUUUCUUAAAUGCAUAAAUACUGUAUUUAAAAUUUAAAAUAUAGAUACCAAUUUACCAAAGAUACAUAUUACUAAUUCUAAGCAAAAAAUUUAAGAAAGAAACCCAAACUCAUCAUAAUUUAAGAAAUAAUAAUCCAAAUGUAGUUUGUCAUAAGAAUUUAGCAGUUAUACUGGAAAGUGCAUUUUCAAUUCCUAUGUCCUAAAGUUUAUGUUCAGAUGGUGCCAGUGAAUUUUUAUAUGAAGGGAAAAUGCCUGCUUUUUUUUUCCUUUUUUUUUUUUUAACAGCUCUAAUUUCACUUACCCCUUUGCGCUUGCCCUUAGUUGCCAUUUAACACACAAUAUUGGCUUUACUUAUCUCUAGAAAGAAGGCAUGCUACAAAUAGGAAGGAAUUGUAAUAAUGAUAUUUGGCCUCUACUUUGUCUUAGCUGUUAAACUGUUUUUAGUAUUUUUGUUAAAUAUUUGCAAAGGGAAGCAUUUUCUACAGAGGAUAAUUAAUUUCAAGAAAAAUAUCUUGAGUUUUAAGAAAUAAACAUCUCCAGAAAAGGAGACAGCCGAUUUUAUAAAAUGUCGCAACUCUCCAACAUUUGGGGUAGUGACUCCUUUUUUGUUAGGACAUUUGAAACUAGUAAGCAGCCAUUGUUUCUAAAAAAAAAAAAGAAAAAAAGAAAACUCAGCCUUCGUGUUGAUUCAUGUUUCUUUCACUUCAUUUUGAAAUAGCUAAAAGUCAUUAAAACUGUAAAUAUUUUGUUGCUUGGAUAAGCAUCUCCUGAGAACUUUGUAUCUAUGGUAUAUAAUCAUAGAAUUUUAUAUUUUCAUAUAAAGCUAAUUUUUUUCUAGUUUCAACUCUGUCAUAGUUUUUUUUUUUCUUCCUUUGUGGUGGAUAUGUGAAUUCAACUUUCUGUGUAUUGAAGUAGCAAGAACCAUCUUUGCAUUCCAAAAGAAUCCAACAUGUGUUAUUUCUUUGAGGCAGUGAUUGUGAAAGUUGGGAUUUCUUUUUUAGUUUCAUUGACCAUUUGUGCAAUAGGAAUUAGACAUAAUUAGUCACUGAAUACAUUCAUUGCAUUGACCCAUUUGGAAAAAGUGUUGUUUUUUUAAUUUGUUCAGGGGGAGGGGUUUUGUAACCUGAGAUUUUUCCCUUUUUUCUUCUGUUUAAAACUAUAUCAAAUCAUUCUAUUAUAGUGUUAUUUAAUAUGUAAAUUGUAUUGCUAUACAUAAAAUAAAGUAUGGUUUUUGAUGUA